Thermothielavioides terrestris NRRL 8126 is the source of this 1490-nucleotide messenger RNA. RefSeq lists its product as uncharacterized. Bases 263 to 1324 code for a protein of 353 amino acids. Gene Ontology annotation, molecular function: transmembrane protein transporter activity. Gene Ontology annotation, biological process: protein import into mitochondrial matrix. Lineage: Eukaryota; Fungi; Ascomycota; Sordariomycetes; Sordariales; Chaetomiaceae. The transcript has 4 exons. Gene Ontology annotation, cellular component: mitochondrial outer membrane; mitochondrial outer membrane translocase complex. The record is from RefSeq and is a predicted model, not a curated record.
CACUGUCCUGCCCGGCGCUAUGGAAAUUUUUGGCUGCAGCUCCUUUGAACCAGCGCAACCGGCGGCGACAGUUCAACCACGGCCCCAGCGUCCCGACAUCAAAAGGCCGUUGCGUCGAUCCAAACGGCAGGCAUAUCCAUAGCGAUCAGAUCCGUCGCGUCUGGUUUUCCUGGGUUUCCUCUUUCGGCACUGUCGCUCCCUCUUCGGAGUCCUUUGGACGGACGCUUAGCAACUUUGCGCGACGGCCGCGACCGCUGUCACCAUGACAUCCGCUAUCGACGCGCCAUUGGCGUUUCUACGCAAAAACCCCGUGUUUUCCGGUCUCUCAGAUAUUUACAAUGCCUUUCAAGAAAGGAGAGCGCGGUUGGGACUUCCAAACCCUGGCUUGGUCGAGAAUAUCGCCAAGGAGGUCCAGCGAGAUGUUCUCACCACAAACUUGAUGUUCUCCGGCCUGCGGGCCGACCUCACAAAGGCCUUCAGCUUCAACCCCUUAUUCCAAGUAUCUCACCAGUUCGCGAUGGGCGAGCGGCUGAGUCCUUACACCUUCGCCGCCUUGUACGGCACCAGCAAGGUGUUUGCCCAGGGCAACAUCGAUGACCAAGGCGCCUUGUCCGCGACGUUCAAUUGGCGAUGGAAUAACGCCUUCAUCACCAAGUCUCGGUUCCAGAUCUCACCCGGCGCCACCGGUCAGGACAUGGCCCAGUUCGAGAACGAGUACCAGGGCAACGAUUUCACCGCCACCGUGAAGGCUCUGAACCCUUCGUUCCUUGAGGGGGGUUUGACUGGCAUCUUCAUCGGCCAGUACCUGCAGUCCGUCACACCCAAGCUUGCUUUGGGUCUAGAAGCUGUCUGGCAGCGUAGCGGUCUUACCCAGGGGCCGGACACUGCUGUCUCGUAUGUUGCCCGGUACAAGUCGGACAACUUCAUUGCGAGCGCGCAGCUGCAGGCCCAGGGCGCCCUCAACGCCUCGUAUUGGCAGCGUUUGUCGGAGAAGGUCCAGGCUGGUGUCGACAUGACGCUCUCUGUCGCUCCCAGUGGCGCCUUGAUGGGCGGCCCUACGAAGGAGGGCAUUACCACAUUCGGCGCCAAGUACGACUUCAGGAUGUCGACCUUCCGCGCCCAGAUCGACUCAAAGGGCAAGCUGAGCUGUCUUCUGGAAAAGCGGGUUGCUGCUCCCGUUAUGAUGACGUUCGCCGCCGACGUGGACCAUUUCUCGAAACAAGCAAAGAUCGGUGUCGGCAUCUCCAUCGAGGCUGGUGGCGAGGAGCUCCAAGACCAGCAGGACGCCACGGGCGCCCAGCCCCCGGCGAACAUCCCCUUCUAAGUUGUGACGGGCAGCAGGCAGAACGACAAUUGACGUCCCGGUUCUGCACUCACACGCCUUGCCUCGUCUCCGCUCUGCUCCGCUCCACCAUAUGUCCACACGAGGACCGACUAAUCUAAUAACACCCGGCGGCCGGUCAGCGACAGCAUGAAGCCGAACCUUCCCA